AUGAGCUCCUACAGUCUUCCUCCCGAAACCAAAUGCUACCAGUACACAGGGACCACAGACUAUACCAACACUCUCCGCGACGAACAAGCCCGCUUCAAGGAUAACGCAACGAGAACCACAAGCCAGUACAUUGUCUUCGACAUCGACGAGCGGACCUACGCCCACGAUAUCUGCGAAUCCAACACGAACCGUCUCAGCGAAUUAGUAGUCUCCUAUAGCCCAUUCGAGAGACUCGCGCUGGUCAAGAUCACCACCGCAGCUCAGCAACAAGCGCACAUGGGGAUCGCUUCGAAGAUGAUCCAGGCGCUGACCGGGAUGGACAAAGCUAAUCAUUCCUUGCAUAUGAUAGGGUCCGCGCAGAUUCGAACACCCUCCCGUAGCAAAAGAGCAGACCAGGAGUUCCAGCCGCGGAAGCUCCCGCCGGGCCGUGAGAGGAAGUGGCCGACGCUGGUUGUGGAAGCUGGAUAUUCUAAUUCGAAACCCAAGUUGGAGUCGGAUGUGGCCUGGUGGUUUGAAGAGUCGGGCGGAGAAGUCAAGACUGCGUUAGUUAUCGCGAUUGAUAGACCGCGGAGGAUGAUCAUUAUCGAGAAAUGGGAAUCGACAGACCAGACAAAGCCCCCGACUGUUCAACAGCAAGUGAUAAUAUUGAGGAAUGAGGUAGAGACUGCAAAUAUCACUAAUGCACCUCUUGUCCUGUCCUAUAAGAAUCUGUUUCUUAAGCUGCCUGGCGAGUAUGAGAGUAAUAUUGACUUCACGGAGAAAGAUCUGCAAAAUAUAGCAGAGAAGAUCUGGCAAGUGGAAGAAAUUUGA
Molecule: messenger RNA, 810 nt
Organism: Aspergillus clavatus NRRL 1
Lineage: Eukaryota; Fungi; Ascomycota; Eurotiomycetes; Eurotiales; Aspergillaceae
Exons: 1
Coding region: 1-810 (269 amino acids)
Source: RefSeq, a predicted model, not a curated record